UUUUCACUCGAUCAAUCUUGAUAACCCAAAUCAUCAAACUGCGUGGAAAUCACUCAGUUAUGCAAGAGAGACGUGACAAGACACCAAUGGCCAGAGCACUGGCUGCUUUCAUCUUUCUUAUCUCAAUGACUGUGGUUGGAACCCUAAAGGUUCCUGACAACAUACCUCUGACCCAAGCUGGACUUGGUAAAACUGUGAAUCUGAUAUGUAAUGUAUCUGGGCAAGAAGAAGCACUGUUUUUCUGGUAUAAGAUGAGUUAUGGAUAUAUGGUCCAAACAGUUGUUUCAGGAAGUUUUGUAGAAUUAAAAGUUCAAAAGUCCUUUCCAGAGUCAAGAUUCCAAGUUAAGAAUGAAGGGUACUUGCAUAUCCUGACCAUCAUUAAUGUCAGUAAAGAGGACGAGGCAAUAUACUUAUGUCAAGCAGGAGCAGCAUACACACUUAAAUUUGUUAAUGGGACAAACUUGGUUGUAAAUGAUUCUCAAAAUAAGAAGUCUGUCUACCUGAACCAAACUUCGGACGUGAAGUCUAUUUCACUUGGUACUGACGUGACUCUGCAGUGUUCACUCCUCUCUGAGAGGACUGAAAAAAAAAGCCUGGACCAGUGCACGGAUGAACACAAUGUGUUCUGGUUUAGAGCAAAAUCAGAAUCUAAUCCAGGAUUCAUCUAUGCUGAUAAAAAGCACUGCAGGAAACAAGAAGAGAGGAGCUGUGAAUACCGGCUGUCCAAAACUGUUAAAAACCCCUUGGAUACUGGGACUUAUUACUGUGCCGUGGUUACAUGUGGCGAGAUCCUGUUUGGAGAAGGAGUCAAAGUGGAGACAAGAAAAGAAUUUUGCCUGUAUGCUAUUGUGCUCUGUGGACUUUUGGCUUGUUCUGUACUUGUCAACCUCGCUUUGAUUUUUACAAGGAAAAAGCCAAAGCAACUUCAUGACAAUCACCAAGGAGAUAUAAUUGCCGCAGCUCAUACUGAACUGGAUGAGGACCAACCAUAUGAUGUGCAGGAAAGUGAAGAGGAUGGGAUGAACUAUGCUGCACUAUAUUUCUCCGCAAGAAAACCUACGAGAUGGAAGAAUAAGAGGGAGACAUCUGACGACUGCACUUAUUCAAACAUUAAAUUCUCCAUUAAAGACAGUGCUCAUCAAAAGGGAUCAUCUUAAAUCAUAUGAUAUAAUGACAAGCGUUUUACUUCUCUAUGGUUGAUGAUGAUUAAAAUAUGAACUUUAAGGGAAAGACCAAAUACUAUAUUUGGUGCAAUGUGGAUGGUAACAACUUCCUUUAACCGUCUUUGUUAUAUAGUUUAGCAUGGUAGAUUUUUUAAUUUUUUAAACUGGAUAUAUGUUAUUAUACGUUUUAUUCCAAUUGAUUGUAGAAUAAAAUUCCCUAAUUCCCUGAUUAUAAGUUGUAUAGCUGCACAGUUUGCCCUUUUACAGA
Molecule: messenger RNA, 1431 nt
Organism: Cyprinodon tularosa
Lineage: Eukaryota; Metazoa; Chordata; Actinopteri; Cyprinodontiformes; Cyprinodontidae
Exons: 6
Coding region: 60-1157 (365 amino acids)
Biological process (GO): response to bacterium
Source: RefSeq, a predicted model, not a curated record